Messenger RNA from Bombina bombina (fire-bellied toad), 3059 nucleotides. Its product is annotated as E3 ubiquitin-protein ligase TRIM39-like. Gene Ontology annotation, molecular function: protein binding; zinc ion binding. The transcript has 2 exons. Lineage: Eukaryota; Metazoa; Chordata; Amphibia; Anura; Bombinatoridae. Bases 640 to 2511 code for a protein of 623 amino acids. The record is from RefSeq and is a predicted model, not a curated record.
GAUUACAGAAGUUGUACUUCUUCUAUUUCACAUGGACUGUGAUUAUAAACAUAGACACUGGUUGACAAUUUAUAAGGAUUACAAUAGAGAGAUGACUACAGGGGACAGUGCCAGCCCUGCUUCUCUUCAAGAAUUAUCAUGUUAAAACAACAUGGACUUAUGUUUGCAAUUGCAUUUUGUAUGUUUUCUCUCUUUGUCUUGCAGAUCUCAUGGAUAUUGUUUAUUGGUUGAUUUAUAUAGUGGUAUCUACAGAUACCAGACGGGGAGUGUUCUGUCCAUAUAUUCAUAUGUACAUCUUUAAAUGCUAUUUUAGUUCUUGUGCUCCCUCUAGUGUUAUGUUUUAUUAUUGUAUUCAAUUUAAUGUAUAUUCUCUGUUCUACCUCUGACCUUUUUGAGGUCACUUCCUGCCUCCAUUUUGUUUCACUUGUGUGUGUAAAUUAGUUUCACUUUCAAUGUGUAAGUUUGCUAGAACUCUGCUAAUAGCUUUGUAGAGGCAAAUUCUUUUUACCUGGCAAUUACCACUUCUGGAACCUCAGAAUUCUUGUUUUGCAACAAUAAAGCAUGAAGGAUUCAUAAAUCUCUGCUGUGGAAUUUGUCUGAGUUAAGCUACUCUGCUGGAUUCUACUAAUCUAUACAAGCAUGGCGUCUGCUGAUCUGAGAGAGGAGCUAACCUGCUCUAUUUGCCUGAGCAUUUAUACAGAUCCUGUAACUCUGAGCUGUGGCCAUAACUUCUGCCUACCUUGUAUUGAGAGUGUGCUGGGUACCCAGGAGGAUUCUGGGGAUUAUACCUGUCCUGAGUGCAGAAAGAAAUUAAUUUACAGACCUGAGAUGCAGAGAAAUGUGACACUGUGUAAUUUACUAAAACAUUUACUCCCUAGUUAUCAAGAGACUGAUACUGGGAUCUUCUGCACUUACUGCAUUCACCCUGCCUUUAAAUCUUGUCUGCUGUGUGAGGCUUCUUUUUGUGAUUUCCAUUUGAGAAGACACAGUAAGUCUGAUGAACAUAUCUUAACUGAACCCACUACUUCAUGGGGCAACAGAAAAUGCUCAAUCCACAAGAAACUCCUGGAAUAUUACUGCACUAAGGAUGCUGCCUGUAUCUGUGUGUCUUGCUCCCUGGCUGGAGAGCACAGGGGACACCAGCUGGAACUGCUAAAUGAGGCUUCUCAAAAGAAAAAGAAUAAACUGAGAAAUCUUCUGCAGAAACUAACCAGAAAGAGAGAGAAGACUGAGAAAAGAGUCCAGAGUCUGCAGGAGCACAGGAGAGGGGUGCAAGAGAAAGCAGCUGGUGUAACAGAGCGACUCACUGCCCUGAUUAGGGACAUCAGGAAACAACUGGAAGACCUAGAGAAGAGAGCCCUGAGUGACAUCACCCGGCAGCAGGAGCAGGUUUUACUCACAAUCUCUGAUCUGAUCCAGCAGCUGGAAAAAGAGAAGGACGAGCUGACCAGUAAGAUGUUUCACAUUGAGGAGCUGUGCAACAUGACUGACCCAUUAACUGUCCUACAAGAACAGGAAUCACACAGAGAUGACUUUUGUGGUGCCUGGAAGGGAGAUAAUGAGCUCACACAGAGAGGUGAUAAACAGGUCCCUGCUUGGGGGGAUCUGGCUGAGGGUCUAAUUUCAGUGACCUUAUACAGAGGUUUAGCUGAUAUUGUGACUGAUGUAAAGAAAGGGUUCUAUAUGCAGGUGACAUCAGACAUUUUAAUGGAUAUGAACACAGCUAAUAAUAAUGUUAUUGUAUCAGGUGACUGUAAAAGUGCAUCCUGGUCAAUAAUAAACCAGGAACGACCAGAAACACCAGAGAGAUUUACAGAUGCUUCUCAGGUAUUAAGCACCAGGAGCUUUUCCUCAGGACGACAUUACUGGGAAGUGCAGACCAGUGAAUCAGGGGACUGGAGUAUAGGGUUUUGUUAUCCUAGUAUGCAAAGGAGGGGCACUGUGUCUCAUAUAGGAAAUAUGUACUGGAUACUGAGCAAUUGUCAUGCUGAGAAUGAUAAACAUGAUGAUGAUGACAGUGAUGCUAAUAAUGACAAAGAUAAGGAUGAUGAAGAUGAUAACAGUGAUGAUGAUAAUGAUGAUGAUGAUAAUGAUGAUGAUGACAGUGAUGCUAAUAAUGACAAAGAUAAGGAUGAUGAAGAUGAUAACAGUGAUGAUGAUGAUGAUGAAGAUUAUAAUUAUGAUGAUGAUGUUGAUAAUAACAGUGUUUAUGAUGAGGAUGAUGAGGAUGAUAACAUUGAUGAUGAUGACAAUGAUGUUGAUAAUGAGGAUCUUUCUAAUAUACAUUUGGAUGUUGCAGUACCACAUAAAACCAUAUACACUUCAUUACAUCAGUCUCUAUCAUGUGACAGAGUAGGAAUACUGCUGGACUAUGAGGCUGGGCGUCUGUCCUUUUAUGAGCUGUGUGACCCAAUCAGACACUUACACACAUUCAUUGACACCUUCACUGAGCCUCUUCAUGCUGCAUUCUGGGUAUGUGGUGAUGGUGCCUGGGUGAGAAUCAUGAGCUAGAAAUAUUAAUCACUGCCCAGCAAAAGGAAAACCAUAGCUGUAAUACAAUGUAUGUUUUCCUAUUACAUUAGGUCCCCUCUUUGAUCUUACAUAUAAAAAUACAUGUUCCUAUGUUAUGUAGCUAAAUAAGUAAUUAUUUUAAUAACUCAUAUAAUAAGACAUUCCGCAGUGAAUUUCUAUCUAUUAUCUAUCUGUCUGCCUAUUAUCUAUCAAUUGGUCUAUAUAUUCUCACUCUCACACUCACACACACUCUCUCUCACUCACUCUCUCUCUCUCUCUCUCUCUCACUCACACACUCUCUCUCUCUCUCUCUCUCUCUCACACACUCUCUCUCUCUCUCUCUCUCUCACUCACACUCUCUCACUCACACUCUCUCUCUCUCUCUCUCUCUCUCUCUCUCACUCACACACUCACUCACUCACUCUCACACUCACUCACUCUCACACUCACUCACUCACUCUCACACUCACUCACACUCACUCACUCACUCACACAUUCACUCUCUCUCUCUCACUCACACACUCUCUCUCUCUCUCUCUCUCACUCAC